Molecule: messenger RNA, 2460 nt
Organism: Antrostomus carolinensis (chuck-will's-widow)
Lineage: Eukaryota; Metazoa; Chordata; Aves; Caprimulgiformes; Caprimulgidae
Gene: ARNT2
Product: aryl hydrocarbon receptor nuclear translocator 2
Exons: 18
Coding region: 1-2118 (705 amino acids)
Biological process (GO): regulation of DNA-templated transcription
Cellular component (GO): transcription regulator complex; nucleus; cytoplasm
Molecular function (GO): DNA-binding transcription factor activity; protein dimerization activity
Source: RefSeq, a predicted model, not a curated record
AUGGCAUCAGAUAUUCCAGGCUCAGUGGCCUUGCCGGUGGCACCAAUGGCAAGUGGACAAGUGAGAAUGGCAGGAUCCAUGCCCUCCAGAGGAGGAAAGCGCCGCUCUGGAAUGGACUUCGAUGAUGAAGAUGGGGAGGGGCCCAGCAAAUUUUCAAGAGAGAAUCAUAGUGAAAUUGAGAGACGCAGGAGAAAUAAGAUGACACAGUACAUCACCGAACUGUCCGACAUGGUACCCACUUGUAGCGCGUUGGCUCGUAAGCCUGACAAGCUGACAAUUCUUCGUAUGGCUGUUUCACACAUGAAAUCAAUGAGGGGCACUGGAAACAAAUCUACUGAUGGAGCUUACAAGCCUUCAUUUCUUACAGAACAGGAACUGAAACAUCUGAUUCUGGAGGCUGCAGAUGGGUUCCUGUUUGUAGUCGCAGCUGAGACGGGAAGAGUGAUCUACGUAUCAGAUUCUGUGACUCCCGUGCUGAACCAGCCACAGUCUGAAUGGUUUGGCAGCACUUUGUACGAACAGGUUCAUCCAGAUGACGUGGAAAAACUGCGAGAACAACUAUGUACAUCUGAAAACUCUAUGACAGGACGAAUCCUCGACUUGAAGACUGGAACAGUAAAGAAGGAGGGUCAGCAGUCCUCAAUGAGAAUGUGCAUGGGAUCAAGGCGCUCUUUCAUUUGCAGGAUGAGGUGUGGAAAUGCUCCUCUGGAUCAUUUACCUCUGAACAGAAUAACCACCAUGAGAAAAAGAUACAGGAAUGGCCUUGGCCCAGUAAAAGAAGGUGAAGCACAGUAUGCCGUUGUCCAUUGCACUGGCUAUAUCAAGGCUUGGCCACCAGCAGGGAUGACUAUACCAGAAGAAGAUGCUGAUGUGGGACAAGGUAGUAAAUAUUGCCUUGUGGCAAUAGGAAGGCUUCAGGUUACUAGCUCUCCAGUGUGCAUGGACAUGAAUGGCAUGUCAGUCCCAACUGAGUUCUUGUCUAGACACAAUUCUGAUGGAGUCAUCACCUUUGUCGACCCAAGGUGCAUCAGCGUCAUUGGCUACCAGCCACAGGAUCUUCUGGGGAAAGAUAUUUUAGAAUUCUGCCAUCCCGAAGAUCAAAGCCAUUUGAGGGAGAGUUUCCAACAGGUUGUGAAACUGAAAGGUCAAGUCCUGUCUGUAAUGUAUCGUUUUCGUACCAAAAACCGGGAAUGGAUGCUGAUCAGAACCAGCAGCUUCACAUUUCAGAAUCCUUAUUCCGAUGAGAUUGAAUACAUCAUCUGCACCAACACUAAUGUAAAACAACUUCAGCAACAGCAAGCAGAACUUGAAGUACAUCAAAGAGAUGGACUGUCAUCCUAUGACUUAUCUCAGGUGCCUGUUCCAAGUAUACCAGCUAACGUUCAUGAGGGUGGAAAGUCUGUGGAAAAGCCUGAUGCUAUCUUCUCUCAGGAGAGAGAUCCUAGAUUUGCUGAGAUGUUUGCUGGAAUCACUGCUUCAGAUAAAAAAAUGAUGGCCUCAGCAUCCACAGCAGGAAACCAGCAGCUUUACUCACAGGGAAGCCCAUUUCAGCCAGGACAUUCAGGAAAGACUUUCAGUUCAUCUGUGGUACAUGUGCCUGGUGUGAACGACAUCCAGUCUUCUUCAUCAACAGGCCAGAAUCUGACACAGAUAUCUCGCCAGCUAAAUCAGAGUCAGGUUGCCUGGACAGGAAAUCGCCCACCGUUUCCAGGACAGCAAAUUCCAUCUCAGUCUGGCAAGGCUCAGUCAUCUCCCUUUGGGAUUGGAACAAGUCACACCUACCCAGCUGAUCCGUCAUCAUACAGCCCCCUUUCCAGCCCAGCCACCUCUUCUCCAAGUGGGAAUGCCUACUCUAGCUUAGCAAACCGAAGUGCAGGGUUUGCUGAAGGUGGCCAGAGCAGCAGCCAGUUCCAGGGGAGACCUUCCGAAGUCUGGUCCCAGUGGCAGAGCCAACAUCACAACCAGCAAAGUGGUGACCAGCAUUCACACCCACAACCCAGUCAGACCGAGGUGUUCCAGGACAUGCUGCCAAUGCCGGGGGAUCCGACGCAGGGUACUGGCAAUUACAACAUUGAAGAUUUUGCUGACCUGGGCAUGUUUCCACCAUUUUCUGAGUAGCUUGUGAAGCAGAAAUGGAAGUUCAUCUCCAAGGCCAUUUCAGUGUAGUUUUGGCUCUGCUUUUUCUGUGUUGCAUUUCUGUAGAAGCUACUAAAGCAGAAGACACAUUCCUCGUGUUCCAGAUAGUGCUAUAAGGCUUGCUCUCUCCUCCUUGGGGUGCGCCAGUGCCGACAGGGGAGCUCCAGCACUUGUUAGUGUUCAUUGACAGCUCCAUUUUCUUUUUUUCUUUUUCUUAUCAUCUACCUCAGAGAUUAAAAACUUUGCUUGAUUUAAAGAAAAAUAUCUCUGAGUCUUAAAUAUUUGAAUGUGAAUGAUACCUAAUAUUUCCUUUGAAUGGUAAUU